GCCAAGGAGGAGGGUGCAAACAAGACUUGCCACUUUCAGAGUUGGUCUCCUCCUCCAUCCUGAUAUGGAAACCUUCCACCCACAAAAAGCGGAAGCUUUGAGGAAAAUAAAGGUGCCAGUGUCCUUGUCAGCAGAAGAGUUCCAUGCUGUCCUCCAGAAAUGCGUUUCCAAGAGUGGGCAGCACUGAUUUUGAGUUGGCAAGGGUAGAUUGUCAUAAAAAAGUUACAAGACUUCAAGUUUCUCCACUUUCACCGUCUGUGUUGAAAGCCAGCAGAGAGCUUAAUCGAUCGGCUUUAUAUUUACUCCCAAAGGAGAGUCUGGCGGAGCAAGUUGGAGAACAGCAAGAUGGGUGUAAUGUAAAUGAUGCAGAAGAAGUCUUGGACUCUUGCCAAAGCCUGGACCAAGAUGAUGAUGCUUUACAGGCUGUACAGGAAUCUCAUGACCCAGAGAUGGUGGAAGUAGCAGAUGAUGUGGUGGAAGUAGCAGAUGAUGUGGUGGAAGUAGCAGAUGAUGUGGUGGAAGUAGCAGAUGAUGUGGUGGAAGUAGCAGAUGAUGUGGUGGAAGUAGCAGAUGAUGUGGUGGAAGUAGCAGAUGAUGUGGUGGAAGUAACAGAUGAUGUGGUGGAAGUAGCAGAUGUGGUGGAAGUAGCAGAUGAUUUUGCUGAUGAUUUACAUGAGUGGCGUGCACUUCGUGCAAGGCACGAUGAGGAAUACCUUGAAAGUCUGCAGACUGACCAAGAGAGGGGCCAGGCACAGCGCAGAGAAGUAGAAGUUUACAGGAAACGCAAAGAGGCUUUGGAAAGAAGACGGCUUAAUUUGAGCAAUUGUGCCGAGCCGCAGGAUGGCAUUCCACUGCAAGUGAAAUAUCCAGAUGGCCAUGUUGCAAGGAGGAGAUUUGACCUCAUGCAGCCAAUUCAGCACCUAUUUGACUUUGUCGGCUCAGAUGACAUGGCAACAGAGGUGUUCUCUAUUCAGAGAGCCAGGGCAUCACCAAUAAGAAGUACAACAAUAAUUGAUCACAUCAAUGAAUCCUGCACGGUUUAUGUAACCUGGGAUGAUGUAAUGGACACAGACAUUGCUCACAUUCUGGUUCCCGAAGAAGAUAAUAGUCCUCAAAACAGCUCAUCCGUGCCCUUGGAUACAACUGCUGGCUUCCCGAACUUGAGUCAUGUCAAUGACCCUAACAAAUCAGAUCUGAAAACCUUACUCGCCACUCUAGCAUCAAAGGUCUGGAUUGGAGAGACUCCCAGCUGUAAUAUGAUAAAUGUAUGCAGAGAGAACCUAAUGGAUGGUGCCAUCCGAGCCUUUGCAAGGAGGAGUUUCAAUCCAGAAGCCAAAUUAAGUGUCAUAUUUAUGGAUGACUUCAUGCAAGCAGAGGGUUCAGUGGAUGAGGGGGGCCCUACACGGGAGUUUUUCCGACUGCUUAUGAUGGCUCUCAGAGACAGCGCCCUAUUUACAGGGCCACAGAACAGUAAGAACCUGUCCCUGGACAGCCAUGCGUUACGCAGAGGUCUCUACAGAACAUAUGGAGGGAUGAUUGCUGUUGCACUGGUGCAUGGAGGAGUGUUUCCUUCUUUUUUUUCCGAGAGGCUCUACCAAAACCUUUGCUCUAUACCUACAUCACCACCCACUCUCGAAGAAGUAGCCGAUCAGGAUUUGCAGUUGAAACUCAAAGAUCAGUGAGGCAGUUGAUAUUACAGCAGCUAGAGCUGCCAUUGAGGAAGCUGCAGAGAGCCUGUCCUUGUUGGGGUCCCUGAGGCAUAUCGCCACUAUGGAGGGAAGGGACCAGUUGGUUCAGGCUGCCACAAGUUUCUAUGUGGAAGGAAGGACAAAGGAAGCCUUGCAACAUUCUUUACAGACUUGCUGAAGGACUAAACACACUUGGUCUCCUGGACCUGAUGAAAAUUCACCCCAGCAUCUUCAAGGAUGUGUUUUCUUCAUCAGAGAGGCCUUUAAAGGCUACAGACUUGAUCUCCCUGUUCAAAGCAACGCUGUCCCAUCCUGAAAGCAACCAGUGGCGAAGAGAGUUGAAGGGUACUGAGAGACUUCCUACUUGAUAUUGAAGACUGGAGACCCUUGAGAGGAGCAUCAGAUGGGCAAGAGUGAGGAUUCUCCGAUUGGAUGAUGCAGAUGAACUCCUUCCAUUAGUGACCGGUUUUAUUCAACUAGUGCAAACCGCUUUGUCAACUCAAGAUGAAGGUACCUCUGGAUAUCAAGCCCCAUUGGUCCGGACAGGUGAUUUUGGACGAUCCAGCUACCUGAUCACAGAAGAACACCUGAGAUUCCUGCUCUCAUGUGGAUUUGUAAUUACACAAAUUGCUGAAAUCCUGGAUGUAUCAGUCAGUACAGUUAAACGGAGAUUGAGGUUGUUUAACUUGUCCUCUUUUAUGAGGUACGAACGCCUUUCUGAUGCAGAACGUGAUGAAGUGGUUCGGCAGUUGAUUGGAGAAAAUGAAGAGAUGGGAGCUAAUGCUGUUGGGGCCAGACUAUCUUCUAUGGGUGUUCGAGUGCAGAGAAGGAGAGUGAGAGAGAGUUUGAUUCGAGUGAAUCCAGCUGGCGCCGCACACAGAUCGUUGUCUCACAGAUUGCACCGGAGAACCUACAGUGUUGCAGGUCCCAACUCGCUGUGGCACAUUGAUGGGAACCACAAGCUCAUCAGGUGGAGAAUGGUGAUCCAUGGUGGAAUCUGUGGCUUCAGCAGACUGGUUGUGUUUUUGCAGGCUUCAGACAAUAACCGAAGUAACACAGUUUUUGAUCAGUUUGUUCAAGCCACUGCUAGGUAUGGGGUACCGUCUCGAAUAAGGUGUGACUAUGGGGGCGAAAACAAUGCCGUUUGCUUGUUCAUGAACAUUUACCGUGGAUCAGAACGGGGAAGUGCCCUACGGGGCAGAAGUGUCCAUAACCAGCGGAUUGAGAGGCUUUGGGGAGAUCUUUGGCGAGGUAUGACUAAUGUGUACCACCAGCUUUUCUCCUUCCUUGAAAAUGAGGGAAUCAUUGACUGUACGAAUGAGCUGCACUUGUGGGCACUGCAUUAUGUUUACCUGCCACGGAUUAACCGGGACCUGCAGGUUUUCAGGGAACAAUGGAACAACCAUGGCUUGCGCACUGUUGGCCACCGCACACCAUGUCAGAUAUUUGUCCAAGGAUGUCUUCAGAGGCAAACUCAACCACUCACAGCCAUGGCAGAGAUUUUUGGAUCCGACACUGCUCAACAAGGUGCAGCUGCUGCUCUUCCUGCUCUGAAUUGGCAAGAAGUAGUAACCGUCCCUCCUAACCAAUUCAGUCCAAGCCAUGCACAGAUGCAACAACUCCAGGAUGUGGACACUCUGGCAGGACCUAUUGGUAGUCUGGCUAUAGAUACACUCCAAAGUGUAAUUGACAUUUUGGAACAGUAAUUUCCCGUCUGUGUCACGGCCCUAAACUUGCUACGUAUACCUGAUAAGACUCCUUUCCCAUUGCCAGUAGAACGAAUGACACUGACUAUAGAGUGAUGAGACAGCGUUUGCACUUUGGUUUCAAUAACAGGUUGGCGAGAAGCACUCUCCAAAACAGUGCUUUGCCUUAGCCCACUAGCAUCAACCUGAGUCACGUUAACUGUACUAUGCUUAGCUCGUAGCUGGUAGCUCAAGCUAGACAUGUUUUGUGAUAUUUUAGUUCGGCUUUACACAAUGUACAUAUGGCUUUCGACUUGUCUACGAGCCGUCC
Perca flavescens (yellow perch) is the source of this 3704-nucleotide messenger RNA. RefSeq lists its product as uncharacterized. The record is from RefSeq and is a predicted model, not a curated record. Gene Ontology annotation, molecular function: nucleic acid binding; ubiquitin-protein transferase activity; protein binding. Gene Ontology annotation, biological process: DNA integration. NCBI's taxonomy places the organism in Eukaryota, Metazoa, Chordata, Actinopteri, Perciformes, Percidae. Bases 144 to 1682 code for a protein of 512 amino acids. The transcript has 18 exons.